Messenger RNA from Laccaria bicolor S238N-H82, 703 nucleotides. RefSeq lists its product as uncharacterized. The record is from RefSeq and is a predicted model, not a curated record. The coding region runs from base 17 to 583 and encodes 188 amino acids. NCBI's taxonomy places the organism in Eukaryota, Fungi, Basidiomycota, Agaricomycetes, Agaricales, Hydnangiaceae. The transcript has 4 exons.
AACUAUCUCUUAAAUUAUGAUGCUCCGCUUCCUCACGUUCUUCGUCCUAUUCAUCAGCCUGUCUCUCUCCGCGUUCUCAUCACCUGCACCUCUCGUUGAUUACUCGCUCACUCUUGAACGUCGAACCCAGCCGUACUUCCCUGACACCCCAGCUUCAUGUCCUAUCUGUGCAAAGGAUUACCCUAGUAUCCAGUCAUGCGCUGAGGCAGCUCCAGUUCUCGCCAAUUUCUCAAUGGUCAUCUUCAACCCUGGUGCUUUCAUCAGCGUUAUCAAGUGCGCCUGUCUCGACACUUUCCAAGCCGUCUUCCCACAAUGUGUUGAUUGCUUUGUAAAGACUGGCCAGGACGACGUUAUUAUCAGUCCUGAUCUCCCAGCUGUUGUCAGCGGCGUGAGGAAGAUCUGUGCGAUUGAGAGUACACUCCUCGGCAAUGUAACGGCGACCAAUAACGCAAGUGCGCACGCCACCUCCACGUCGACGUCCUCGUCGACAGCUCGGUUUCUCGAGAGGAGGGAUAGCGUGACGUUAGGAAGGACAGUGGCCAUCAUUGGCGUCGCAUUCUUCAUGGGAUGCCUGGGCUUGUAAGAAGGACGCAUUUAUCCCUAUCUUUUGAAAACACUUACGACCAACUACGAUAUUUUACGACCUUACGAUGACUUUUAACGAUACUUACUUACCACUGUGUAAACUGCCAAUCUCUGACUG